CUUGUUCUGCUGCUGGCCUUCAAACUUCUAGCUGUGCAGUAGAUUACUAGUCUGUCGCCUUUACUGCCUCGAGAUAACUGUGGAUCUCGCGUGGAUUCCGGUCUCUCUCAAUUUUUGCUGGAGCUCUCAUGGCGACUCUAGCUACGCGGUUACCAGGAAACAGUGCUUCGCUGAACAAUGCCAUCGUGGUCGGCCAGGGGAGAGAAGCCACGUGUGCAACAACGGCCCCUGUCGCACCAAUGGCUUCGCUAAGAGCUUGUUCGCUAAGAGUCUCCUCGCUGAAAGCUGCGAAUCCUUUCUCCCAGAUUCGAUUAAUUCGGCAAAGCCAUUGCCACUGUCCACGUCAUCAAGCCACGUGGCGGUCCGUGCGUGCUCAGAGCCAGCAGCCAGAAUCAAGCUCCACCAGAAGUACUGGCCCGGACGUCCACGUCAGCAAUGCUGAACUGGACUUGCCAGAGUCGGUGGCUGCCAAGGUGGCAACUGUCGGCGAACUUGACCUAUCACCGCUCUCGCCUCCUGCUGACGUGGAAAUCAUUGAUACGGCGACAGCCAUGAAGACUGUGGGAUUCUGGGUGGCAGCAGCGACGGCCUUCGGUCUAGGCGUGGGCUUUGUGGAAGGGCCGACCAAAGCGUCUGAGUUCUUUGCGGGGUAUUUAUUGGAGCAGAGCCUGUCGGUAGACAAUCUCUUUGUGUUCGUCCUCGUCUUUUCAUACUUCAAAGUGCCCACAGCAUACCAGCCUCGGGUGCUGACGUACGGUAUUGCCGGAGCUGUGAUCUUCCGAGCCAUCAUGAUAGGCUUGGGCAUCGCUGCAAUUCAGGCGUUCGAAGCAGUCAACCUCCUCUUUGCCGCUGUGCUGCUCUUCUCCUCCUACAAGCUGCUUGCAGAAGCAGAGGACGAAGAUGACGAUCUUUCCAACAACUCAGUUGUCAAAUUUUGUCAACAACUCAUCCCUAUUACAGAUUACUAUGACAGCAAUAAAUUCUACACCACAACCGCAGCAGGCAUACAGAUGGCCACUCCUCUCCUCCUCACUCUGGCAGUGGUCGAGCUCUCUGACAUUGUAUUCGCUUUUGACUCCAUCCCAGCUGUCUUUGGCGUCACUCGGGACCCCUUCAUUGUCUUCACAUCAAAUAUCUUCGCCAUUCUCGGCCUCCGCUCCCUCUUCACUGUCAUCUCUACCAGCAUGGCCGAUCUGCACUUCCUGCAGCCUGCGAUAGCAAUAGUUCUCGGCUUCAUUGGCUCCAAGAUCCUUGCAGAGUUCUGUGGGGUGCACGUACCCACCGAGGUCUCCCUAGGGGUGGUAGCUGCCCUUUUGGCAGGCGGGGUGUUCUUGAGCCUUCGGUUUCCGCGCACCGAGGGAGACGAUAAAGAAGGGUUGUAGCAUGCGCAAAAAUGUGUCUGCUGCUGAGCUGACUGCACUCAAACUUCCCAUGUGCUUCAUUCAGAAUUGGAGUUACCCCUGAUGAUGGUCUCUGUGCGGAGGGAGACGAUAAAGAAGGGUUGUAACUUGUAAGUAGUAGUAUCUGCCACGAGGUGGCUGUCGUUGAGAUGUCUUUAACGAGUCACAAGAAUAUUUUCUGAGAGGGAGCUAUGAAGGGUUGUAGCUAGCACCUGCAGAAAGGAGACAUCUGCUACUGCUGAUCGCACUCAAAACCGAGCGAGAUAUCGUGUCGUGUCAUCUACGGUGGCAUGGUUGGAAGCAUGGGUUUCAGUUAAAACUAAUCGAGUGCCAUGUGAUGCAAGAGAACAUGUGUGCAGCAAGCACACUACACGGUAAAUCUCCUUCUGGAGUGUCUCGUUCCGCACCUAAGAGAGGGUUUUGUAAAACAUAGAGGGUAGGUGCUUGACCUGAACAGCACUUCAUUAUUGUACAGUGCCAGAACAUUCUCUUUAGCAGUAGCCUUCACCCCUAAUAAAAUUAGAAAAGAAAU
Messenger RNA from Closterium sp. NIES-67, 1932 nucleotides. NCBI's taxonomy places the organism in Eukaryota, Viridiplantae, Streptophyta, Zygnematophyceae, Desmidiales, Closteriaceae. The record is from the annotation of a GenBank genome assembly.